Kuraishia capsulata CBS 1993 is the source of this 1872-nucleotide messenger RNA. RefSeq lists its product as uncharacterized. The transcript has 2 exons. The coding region runs from base 1 to 1872 and encodes 623 amino acids. NCBI's taxonomy places the organism in Eukaryota, Fungi, Ascomycota, Pichiomycetes, Pichiales, Pichiaceae. The record is from RefSeq and is a predicted model, not a curated record. Gene Ontology annotation, molecular function: TFIIIC-class transcription factor complex binding; RNA polymerase III general transcription initiation factor activity. Gene Ontology annotation, cellular component: transcription factor TFIIIB complex. Gene Ontology annotation, biological process: RNA polymerase III preinitiation complex assembly; transcription by RNA polymerase III.
AUGAGUAGUAUCGUGAAGAAAUCGGGAACUCGAUUUGUUCCGAAGAACACUCAAAGGAAGUCGGUUGCGCUUUCCAGGGAGGCCAGUAGGGCUCUUACAGAUACCGAAACACCAAGUUCGACACGACCUGCAUCGAUCGAGCCAGUUGCGCAGCCAAGUGGUGAAGUCGAGGACGAUGAAGAUGAUGGAGAUGAAGACAUCGAGGAGAACGAGAGAGGUGUUGAGAUGCCGCAAUUUAAGACGGUUUCGUUCGCAAGCGGAAUAUCCGGCCAGUCUAACCAGCCUGCUGCAGUUUCAUCUGAGAACAUACAAAGAAGACGACUUUCUAGCAUUUCGUCUGGGUUGAAAGCUGGUUUGCUGAAGAGACCAUCCACCGAUAUGGAGCCGUUCAAGAUCAACGUUCCCUCGGUCCCCAAUGCACCCUCAGCUACGAGUAGUGGAAGACCAGGAAGGAAAUCAUCAUCAGUCUCAAAGUCUGUAUAUGCUAUGAGAAAGGGUUCUAAGGGCCAGGCAAUCGAUCCUGUUACGCCUGUGUCGGUCAUAACGUCUGCCAAGAGAAGCAGUAAUGCCAUUUUUGGUGAUGAGACCGUUGCAAAUGCGGAAACAGAGGUUGAACAUGGAGGGAAGAAAACAAAAGUGUCGGAAAAGGUGAUACCCGAAUCAGGAAGGAUAACACGCAGAACGAGGAGGCAGGCGGCUCUACACGCAGAACAGACAGCCAGCACAAACUCUGGUGGAACUCGUGAUGUGACGCAGGUGGAUGGAGCUAAGGAUAUAGUUUAUACGCCAGCCGAAUUAGCUGAGCAGGUCAAGUACUACAUGGAUCCCGACAAGAAUCAACUGCAGAGAGUUUCACUCGCGAAAUUCUCCAAGAUGAAGGUGGACGAAUCGCGGGUUAUCAGCGAUAUUUCUUCGCUCCAAACCAUUUCCAGUAAGGCCAACUACAAGCUGUUGGAAAACUUCGUGAUAGACGAUAAGCAGAUCACGCUGGAAGAGCUCUGCAAACCCAUAAUUCCCAUUGGUAAAGUUUCGGAGAACUUUGAAAGAGCACAAAAGGGUGACGAGUUGAGGAUGAAGCGUCGUAUCGAGAACCGUCAGCAAAGACAACUGGCUAGGCAGAAUAGGAUGCCUAUUCUGGAAGAUGGUUCUUCUGGAAAUGCUAUUCUAGAAGGUCAGCGUGAAACUGCCAAUGAUCUCAUGGAAGGCAAAACCGCAGCUGAUGCGAACGGCGGUGGUUCUGGUGCGGUUCAACUGAAAAUGCACAACGGAACGGUGGUGGUUGAAGAGGAUUCUUUGUAUGUUGACAGGCACGAGUCUAGAGGAGCUGAUGACAGGGAGAGAGAGAAUGACAACCCUUACCAGAAUCUGAUCACUUCAGCCAGUUAUGGAAAGCGGAAAUUUGCGGAUAGGUGGACCCGCGACGAAGACAUUGUGUUUUUCAAGGCGUUAAGUUCAUGGGGAACGGAUUUCGGAUUGAUAUCGCAAUUGUUCCCGUACAGGACGAGGAGACAGAUCAAGUCCAAGUUCAUAGCCGAAGAGAAGAGAAACCCACAUCUGGUGGAGCUGGCAUUGGUACAGAAACUGCCAGUCGACUUUGACAAAUUUGCACUGGAAACCAAAAAGGAGUUCAAAACACUCAAAGAGUAUAACGAGGAGAUUGCGGGACUACGCUCCAGACACGAUCUCGAGCUCAAGGAGAUGAGGGCCAUGCGGGAUAAGGCUCGUCAAGAGGAUCUGGAGGUACAGAAGAGAAAGGAGCUGGAAAUCAAGAACGGAACGAGGAAUGUUUCGAGGAGAGAGCAGAUCAUGGCGAUGAGACUGAACGAAGAGGUAAUUGGUACGAUCGAGGACAAGAAGUCAGUCGUUCAGUGA